AUGGCAGGUGGUCAAUUCCCAGUGGAUCUCAAGCAGUUCAAGCAACUCAAGCUUGACCCAAAGAAUGCAACCCUCACUGCCGAGCAGAAAAAGGAUCUUUUGCACAACAUCAAUAUCUUCCGUGAUGCUAUCAUUGCCUUCACGGCGACAGGUGCUGCUCGUGGCGUGUCCGGCCACACCGGUGGACCAUUCGACACGGCCCCCGAAGUCUGUGUUUUGCUCGCGAUGAUCAACGCCAACCCUGAUAACUUUGUCGAUGCCAUUUUCGAUGAGGCAGGCCACCGCGUUGCCACACAGUACCUUCUUGCCGCACUGGAUGGCAAGAUUGAUCCUGAACACCUGUUGAACUAUCGCGAUGCCAACUCCAAGCUUCCCGGUCACCCCGAGCUUGGUCUCACUCCCGGAGUCAAGUUCAGCUCGGGACGUCUCGGCCACAUGUGGGGAAUGGUCAAUGGUAUCUCCAUGGCCAACAAGGACAAGAAUGUCAUCAUGCUGGGCUCCGACGGCUCCCAGCAGGAAGGAAACGAUGCCGAGGCCGCGCGUAUCGCUGUUGCCCGAAACCUCAACGUCAAGUUGUUCAUUGACAACAACGACGUUACGAUUGCAGGCCACCCUUCCCAAUACUUGAAGGGCUAUGACAUCGGUCGUACCCUGGAGGGUCACGGCCUCCACGUUGUUCGUGCCGAGGGUGAGAACAUCGAUUCUUUGUAUGGAGCUAUUGCCGAGGUCAUCAACCACAAGGGCCCUGCGGCUGUUAUUGUGAACCGAGUCAUGGCUCCUGGUAUUGAGGGCAUUGAGGGCGAGACCCAUGCCCACGAUGUGAUUACUGUCGAUGUCGCUCGCAAGUAUCUCACCAAGCGGGGAUACAGCAAGGAGAGCCUUGCUUUCUACGACGAUAUCAAGGGUCGUUCUAACCCUCACCAGUAUCAGGGCUCCACAAAAGAAAAGGGGGCCAACCGCUCCAUCUUCGGUGAGGCAGUCAAUGCUGUUCUCGACGGCUUGAGCAAGGAGGAGGCUGUCCGUCGCGUGAUGGUGAUCGACUCCGAUCUUGCCGGCUCAACCGGUCUGAAGGCCAUCCAGUCCAAGCACCCCGAAGUCUUCGUGCCCUCCGGUGUUAUGGAGCGAGGCAACUUCUCCGCCGCUGCCGGCUUUGGUUUCGGCAGCAACGGUGAGCGCCAGGGUGUUUUCUCUACCUUCUCCGCUUUCCUGGAGAUGUGCAUUUCCGAAAUCACCAUGGCCCGUCUGAACAACUGCACCGUUCUGUCCCACUUCUCACACAGCGGUGUCGAUGAGAUGGCCGAUAACACCUGCCACUUCGGCUUGAACCACUUCUUUGCCGACAACGGCCUCAUGGAUGCGGAGAGCACCACUCUCUACUUCCCUGCCGACGGCGAGCAGAUGAAGGCCGUCGUCAACAAGGUCUUCUGGGACUCGGGCAUGCGUUUCAUCUUCUCGACCCGCUCCAAAGUUCCCUACAUCCUGAAGGAGGGUACUGAGGAGAAGCUCUUUGGCGAGGGCUACAAGUUUGUCCCCGGCAAGGAGGAGAUCAUCCGCAAGGGCUCUGCCGGUUAUAUCGUCACAUAUGGUGACAUGGUGUACCGUUCCCUCGACGCUGUUGAGCGUCUGCGCAAGGAUGGUCUUGACAUUGGUCUGAUCAACAAGCCUACCCUCAACAUCGUCGACGAGGAUGCUAUCCGCACAUACGGCUCCACUCCCUUCGUUCUCGUUGUGGAGUCCAUUGCCCAGAAGACCGGACUUGGCUCUCGCCUCGGUACCCAUCUGCUGGAGCGCAAGCUCACCCCCAAGUUCAAGUCGAUGGGUGCUGUGAAGGAGGGCUGUGGCGGUCUGUUCGAACAGAUCAACGGCCAGGGUCUCGGUCCUGACGACAUCGUCGCGGCUGUGAAGGAGAUCGCGGGAAAAUAG
This is a messenger RNA of Penicillium maclennaniae, 1923 nucleotides long. RefSeq lists its product as uncharacterized. Gene Ontology annotation, molecular function: catalytic activity. The record is from RefSeq and is a predicted model, not a curated record. Bases 1 to 1923 code for a protein of 640 amino acids. The transcript has a single exon. NCBI's taxonomy places the organism in Eukaryota, Fungi, Ascomycota, Eurotiomycetes, Eurotiales, Aspergillaceae.